This is a messenger RNA of Sardina pilchardus (European sardine), 546 nucleotides long. It is a transcript of the gene aamdc, whose product is annotated as adipogenesis associated, Mth938 domain containing. Gene Ontology annotation, cellular component: cytoplasm. The transcript has 4 exons. Gene Ontology annotation, biological process: positive regulation of fat cell differentiation. The coding region runs from base 178 to 546 and encodes 122 amino acids. The record is from RefSeq and is a predicted model, not a curated record. Lineage: Eukaryota; Metazoa; Chordata; Actinopteri; Clupeiformes; Clupeidae.
UUGGUUUGCAGCACUUGACGUCGCUGGGUGGGUGUGUCCCUCAAUGCAGAACCUUUGUUGUCUUAUGAUCACUUUUCAACAGGAGUGAAGGCUCUCAACCUGCUCGCCAGUCAAACAACUUCGCGGUUAACGACCGGAUUUUUCCUCAGAUAAACCAUCACCAGGCCUACUUGUCAAAUGUCCUCCCCAGAGAUAGCGUCCAUCUCUUGGGGACACAUGAAGGUAAAGGGCUGCGCCACAGGCUACAAAGACUGCAAAGUAUGGCCAGGAGGAAGCCGUGCAUGGGACUGGAGAGAGACUGGGACAGACCACUCCCCAGGUGUCCAACCCGCUGACCUGGAGGAGAUCCUGAAGAAGGGCGUGGAGACACUGGUGAUUGGCAGAGGCAUGAGUGAAGCACUGCAGGUGCCAUCAAGCACUCUGGACUACGUGAGGCAGAAGGGGGUGGACGUUAAAGUGUUCCAGACGGAGAAGGCUGUGAAAGAGUACAACAACCUGGCCGGGCAGGGGGCAAAGGUGGGAGGGGUCUUUCACUCCACCUGCUGA